This is a messenger RNA of Protopterus annectens (West African lungfish), 925 nucleotides long. RefSeq names its product DNL-type zinc finger (gene DNLZ). The record is from RefSeq and is a predicted model, not a curated record. Gene Ontology annotation, cellular component: mitochondrion. Gene Ontology annotation, molecular function: zinc ion binding; protein-folding chaperone binding. Gene Ontology annotation, biological process: protein folding; protein import into mitochondrial matrix; protein stabilization. Lineage: Eukaryota; Metazoa; Chordata; Ceratodontiformes; Protopteridae. The transcript has 3 exons. The coding region runs from base 230 to 808 and encodes 192 amino acids.
GCCUGCAGAAGCAGCACGUAUAAACGUUCAUAAGAGCUGUAGCAGUGAUGUUCGUCAUUGCGACAACAUAUAACUGACCAGAACAUAUUUCCGUGAACUGACAAAAUGGUUUGAAUUGGAGUUUGUCCUAAAGCACCAUAGUUAAUACAUAUCACUUAUUAGGUGGCACUUGUGUUUUGUUGUAAACGUUUGUUUUACAGCGUAGGUGGACGGCAUAAAUAAAGUUGUAAUGUUACAUCGUCUAAUUUUGAGAGAGUCAAGACUGUUGUCCGCGACGGCAUUUAGCAUUUGUGGACUUGUGCGGUUGAGAACUGUGUGUUUUAUCACUUGUGAACGCAUGGUCGGUAUUCUCUGGAGGGUCGCUGUUCCAAGACUCCUUGUUUCGAGUUUUCAGACUUGCUCCCCAGCUUGUUAUUCAGUAGGCUCCAAACUUUUCUCACAGCGGAAUACGCUUGGCGGAGUUGAAUCUCAGCAUUAUCAUAUGGUCUACACUUGCAAGGUUUGCAGAACAAGGUCCAUGAAGAAAAUCUCUAAGCUUGCAUAUCAUAAUGGUGUUGUAAUUGUCAAAUGUCCUGGCUGCAACAACCAUCAUAUUAUUGCAGACAAUCUAGGAUGGUUCUCUGACUUGGAUGGAAAAAAGAACAUUGAGGAGAUUAUGGCAUCCAAAGGGGAAAAGGUGAGACGUGUGGUCAGUGAAGAAGCUUUGGAAGUCACACUGGAGGACAUCAUGGGUAGGGAAACCCAGAGUAAGCCAAAUGAUGAAGAUCAAACUGUUGUCGCUAAAACAGAAGAUAAAUCCACAACAUGAAAUUUUGUUGACUGAUUAUUUGAUAUUAUGGUGAAUUUUUCAUCUAGCAGAUAUUAUAAUAUUCAUGUCUGAUGGUUAAUGCAUUAAAACGUCUAUUCGUUAUGAAGCUACUUAUUA